Theileria annulata is the source of this 1851-nucleotide messenger RNA. RefSeq lists its product as uncharacterized. The transcript has a single exon. Bases 1 to 1851 code for a protein of 616 amino acids. Lineage: Eukaryota; Apicomplexa; Aconoidasida; Piroplasmida; Theileriidae. The record is from RefSeq and is a predicted model, not a curated record.
AUGUCUUUAAAUAAUGGAUUUCCAAAUAAAAAAUUAAUAGAUCUUAGUUGUGAACUUGUACCAACAGCGUUGGACCUGAAAGUUCAAACCUCAACGAAAGAAUUUAAACACUUUGAUACAGUAAAUGGAGGAGGAGAGUACAAAUGUAAUGAAAAUUAUGGUUUUGAGACAAUAUUUGACACAACCGAGGGAGAUGAUCUAAUAGAAGUUAUUUAUAAGGCGAAAAAUCCUAGCGAAUACGUUAGAAUACUAACCAGAAAUAGUUUCGGCCUGGAAACAAACUCAAUUUCUUUAUUUCUCAACAAUAAUGAUAUUAAAGUUUUAACUAAAAAUAAAGGAAUCUGGGUUGAAACGAACAAAUUGACACUUGACAUCUCAAAUAAAGAGUAUCUUGAAGAGAAUAUAUAUAGUGAAACUAGAACAAAUUGGUGUAAAAUACCAAAUAAUCAAAAUUUCAGAGGAAAGUGGAUUAAAAGAGCUUUUACUAACUACAAUAACAAGCAGAAUUAUGUAUUUAAUAAAAUUAUUGACUCGAUUGAUGAAAAAGGUAAAGAAAAUAUUAUUUGGGAGGCUAAAGAACCCUUACAAUUAGCUUUAUUCGUGUCAUUGUGUUUAUAUAAUAAUGGGCAAAAGUAUGUUGGAAUAAUCCACAAAAACUAUAACUAUUCAUUGCUAAAAUACACAAAUGAGAUCAAGAAAUGGGUCGAUAUUACUGAAUCGAAGAUGAAUUUGUCAAAAUUAAAGUUUUAUUUCGAUGAUGAAAAUGAUUCAAAGCAUAUACAAGACCAUGAUUUUGAAUAUUUCGUCGAUUUCUUUCGUAUGAAUUAUAACGUUAAUUUUGUAUUUCCUGAAAACGAUUGUGACAAUUCACUUCGUGGGAAACUCCCCCAAACUUUUCAAUAUAACCUCAUAGAUGAUACAAUGUGUAUCAAGUUUGAUAAACAUAAACCACUACCAAUUGAUCCAGCUAAAACAAAUAUUAAAAUCAAUGAUUCUAAUCAUUACAUAUCAAGGAAACGCAAAAUUUCUGAAUGUGAAACACAUUUUAGUGAAAAUCCAGAUUCUGUAGACCUUAGUGAUUAUAAUGAGGAUGAUCAGAGUUGUGAAACCGAAUCGGACAUAUUUUGUGAUAGCGAAGAUCCAUUUGAUAGUGAUUUUGGUGAGUAUAUUGAUGGAAACGAGAAUAGUUGUAGUGAUGAAAGUGAAGAUGAAAAUCAAUUUCAAAUCCCAGUGAUGUUGAAUAUUAAUAAUAAUAAGUUUGUCUCUGGGUACAAUCUUAAUAAGUGUGGUCAACUAACGAAUUUCUAUUGUAAUUCCUCUAAUUAUCGGUUCACUAAAAUUAUAGAUUUCGAAGAGGGAGAUAGCUCUACAACGGUAAUUUGGUCAGGAAACGACCCUGAUAACCGUAUUUUUAACGUGUUUGUUCUGAAUAUGUCUAGUAUCAAAUAUCUCAUGUUGCAUUCGCAAAUUUAUAAGUAUUUUUUAUAUAAAUGGUCUUCUGAGACCCAAACUUGGACUGAUUUAACUGAUAAAACUAUUAAAUCUACCGAUUUAGUGUUAUUUAAUGAGGAUGGAGAUCAAAUUGACUUGUUGAAUUGCGCCGUGGAUUUUGAAAAUUUUGGGCUCAGAAUUAAGACAGAAUUAGUAUGUCAUAAAAUAUCAUAUAAGGACGAGAAAUUGUGGAGUUUAAAUGAAGAAAAUGAAUCUGUAGGAUUGGACAUAAUUGUGAUUAAUGUAUUGAUUAAUAGGCUAAAUAUAUUUACCAAAAAUGGAAAAGUUAAAAGAUUUAACAUUUUUAAUGAUGAAAUCCGUUUAAUUUCACAGGAUGAAUCUACUUUUAAACAAGAUUAA